CGUGGAUUGGAAAGCGAGCUCACCGUAAAACCUCACGUUAGCCGCCGAAACAAGUCUGACUGGUGCUUGCAGCAUAGCCGCGCAGCUAAGUGGAGGCCACGACCGCCUUCUUUCCCAAGAAAGUUAAACUAAAGCGGGGACAGCUUUAAUCUGCUCCUCUGAGCUGGUGCUGCUGAUAGUCGGGCUGUUGCCUGCUGCUCUUGGCGUGGUUUAAGGAGUGAAGUUAGCUUCAGCCACCAUCGCUAUUAGCCUGAGAGGGAGAGACAGUUGGGAUUGUGGAGCAAAGUCUGAGCCGGAGGGUGCGAUCUGCUCCAUGAAGAUGACUGCAGAGGAACAGACGAGUGAAGGACAGCACGCCAUCCCAAUGGAGGGAGAGGACAUCACACCAAAGAAAGACGGGGGGGUUUUGAAGCUGAUAAAAAGGGAAGGCACGGGCACAGAGCUGCCUAUGACCGGUGACAAAGUGUUUGUCCACUACGUGGGUACACUUCUAGAUGGGACUCAUUUCGACUCGAGCAGAGACAGAGGAGAGAAGUUUUCCUUUGAGCUGGGCAAAGGGCAAGUAAUAAAGGCGUGGGACAUCGGCGUGGCCACAAUGAAACAGGGGGAGCUGUGUCAGCUUAUCUGUAAGCCAGAGUACGCCUAUGGAUCUGCAGGAAGCCCACCAAAGAUACCCCCCAAUGCCACUUUAGUUUUCGAGGUGGAACUGUUUGAAUUUCGAGGCGAAGACAUAACUGAGGAUGAGGAUGGAGGAAUCAUCCGCCGCAUUAUCACUAAAGGGCAGGGAUAUUCCAAGCCUAAUGAAGGAGCUGCUGUCGAAGUGACCGUGGAGGGAACCUAUGAUGGACGCGUAUUUGAUGAGAGAGAGCUGAAGUUUGAGAUCGGGGAUGGAGAGAGUCUGGGCUUGCCAGCCGGAGUGGAGAAAGCAAUCAUGGCUAUGGAGCAGGAGGAGGAGGCACUCUUCACUAUGAAGCCUAAAUACGGAUUUGGAAAUGCAGGAAAUUCAAAGUAUAACAUUCCCGGUGGAGCAACACUGCAGUACAAGAUCAAGCUGACAGCCUUUGAAAAAGCUAAAGAAUCGUGGGAAAUGAAUACGGUAGAAAAGCUGGAGCAGAGCAGCAUUGUCAAAGAGAAGGGAACACAAUAUUUUAAGGAGGGAAAAUACAAGCAGGCAUCUGUGCAGUACAAACGGAUCGUGUCAUGGCUGGAGCACGAAUCUGGUUUGUCAGAGGAGGAUGAGAAGAAAGCGAAAGCAUUGCGGCUGGCUGCACAUCUGAACUUGGCCAUGUGCUACCUUAAAAUACAGGAGCCGAACCAUGCCCUAGAAAACUGCGACAAGGCUCUGGAGUUCGAUGCAUCCAAUGAGAAGGCUUUGUUCAGAAGGGGAGAGGCGUUAUUUGCUAUGAAGGAGUUCGACAAAGCAAAAGAUGAUUUUCAGCGAGUUGUUCAGCUGUAUCCCGCUAACAAGGCUGCAAAGAGCCAGGUGGUUCUUUGUCAGAAACGUAUCAAGGAGCAGCACGAGAAGGACAAGCGCAUCUACGCCAACAUGUUCCAGAAGUUUGCAGACAGGGAUUCAAAGAAAGAGACGGAGAAGAAGAGCGAGGAGAACGGCAACGACAAAAUGGAGGUGGAAGACCAAGAGAAGGAAGUUGCGAGUGAAGCAAAAGCAUAGAUGAAGAAGCAGUUCAUCUGCACUUCAGACUUUUGUAACUCUGGCCAUUUGUGUUUAAGGUGUGAUUGUGUCUAUAUGAAAUGUGUCAGAAUGACCGUCAAUGAGAGCACUGACCUCGGGUGUGUCUUCUUCGCUGGCUUUUUUCUUUCUUAUUUUUGUUUCGUUUUUGUUUGUUUGUUUGUUUGUUUUUCUGUUUUUGGUGUCCAGGCUCUUUGCUGUGGCAGCUAGCUGAGUGGGUGGGGCUUCCCCAGCGGAUGGCACUGUGGGUUGUGGAUUAAAUAAGAAGUGAGUCGCGUGCCGCAGCCCUACCCCCUGAACUCUUUCUACCCCACAGCUUUGAACUGUGCAUGUGUUUUUCACAGCGAUGUGGGUAGAGAGAGAAGAGAAACGGUGCAUCCAAAGUGUUAAGUGCAGAAUUUCAAAACCCUCACCCGUCAAGGGCUAGACCAUUCACCUUGCACUACCUGAUACCCUGUAACCCUUGCUGUCCAUCCAAGCCUCCUCACGGGCCUACUGAUCAAUUGUUGGAGUUGCGACGGCUGUGUGCGUAAAUCUGAUGUGUUUAGUGCCUGUGUCCCAAAGUAUGUAUGUAGCAGCACUGUGGAUAGCUGGAGUAAUAACACAUUAGCCUGGAAUAGCUAUCGGACUACGAGCUGAAAUUUGGAGCUCAUUUAUAACCUCUAGGGUACAGGACUGUUCACUUUUGCUUUGGAAAUAUUGAAUUUGUACUUUUUUUUUCUUUUCUCUUUUUUUUUUUUUUUUAGUGUUGUGCUUGUAAUUUCUGUAUUGUUCUCAAGAUGAUGAAUUCAACUGAUUACUUAACUGGAAUAUGUACAUUUUAAAGCAGCUACAAUAGAAAAAGGAUAUUGAUUAGCUUCUCCUGGACACCCACACACACACACACACACACUAGUAACAGUUAAGUCUUAAUUUACUGUAAAAAGUAAAUGUAUUGAACACGUGCAUAUAUACCGCCGUUCAGAUUCAGGUUGUUAAGACCAUACGGCUCGUGCCAGCAGAGAGGGCCAGAAAUGCAACUAGAGACCUAGUUUGAAACAGGGCGACAGGUUGCGUGUUUUAUCUUUGUUGGGAAAAGUCACUGCUCGGUCUGUCCUGAAUGUCGGAAGGAUAUAAUAAAAGGUAGCUACAAACUGA
Molecule: messenger RNA, 2827 nt
Organism: Mugil cephalus (flathead mullet)
Lineage: Eukaryota; Metazoa; Chordata; Actinopteri; Mugiliformes; Mugilidae
Gene: fkbp4
Product: FKBP prolyl isomerase 4
Exons: 11
Coding region: 314-1672 (452 amino acids)
Molecular function (GO): protein binding; peptidyl-prolyl cis-trans isomerase activity
Source: RefSeq, a predicted model, not a curated record